AUGAGGAAGGUUCUUCCUCGGGCCGGAGGGCUCGCACGUACUUCUGGCAGCUUGUCAGGCCGGCUAGACGGCAACAAACGUGCCGUCUUGGCGCCAACGCCUGCUGCUGUUGCCGCUUGUCCUUGCAAGGGUCUGCUCGUAGCUUUGCAGCCCGCCGGAACUCUUGUCGUAUGCAUGAAAUGCAUCAACAGAGGAGCAACAGCAGGUUCGUCCGUUGUUCCAGACCGGCUCGUGGGCUCCUUCGUCGUUUUCCCCCGCCCAGAUCGGCAUGGUAGGGCUCCUUUGCGGCGCGCGGCGCCUUUGCUCGUCAACGCCACGGUAAGCGGGCCCGUCGUCUUUUCACCUCGCCCAGGACCUCGACCAGGACCUCGACCAGGACCGGGCGGGUUGCCCUCAGCCGAGGCAGCAGUUCUCUCCAAAACACGCGGGCCAAUCCUGUCAAUCUUUUGGGGGCCGUGGGUCAGUUUGUUCUCACCGCCUUUGGCCCCGACUAGCUCUGGCAACCAGGACCCAGAUUCCUCGUCGACACCGAGACCUUUCCUUUGGGCAAGUCGGCUCCACGAAGGCCGGGGUGGCGAGUCCGGCUCGCCAGACGUAGCACUGAGCUGA
Messenger RNA from Ustilaginoidea virens, 609 nucleotides. RefSeq lists its product as uncharacterized. The transcript is spliced from 2 exons. NCBI's taxonomy places the organism in Eukaryota, Fungi, Ascomycota, Sordariomycetes, Hypocreales, Clavicipitaceae. Bases 1 to 609 code for a protein of 202 amino acids. The record is from RefSeq and is a predicted model, not a curated record.